CAGAGAAGGGAAAACUGAGGAAGUAAAAUAAGACUAGAAACACAGGGAAUAAACUACUACAAAAUAAUACAUAAAACACUGAAAACUGAUAUAAGCAAUAAAACACUGAGAACAUGAGGGAACCAGGGUCAGACACAAACUGAAAACUCACAAGACAGGAUUACAGGGGAACAGGAACAAUAGGGAACAGAAACACUAGGAAAAAUCACAAAGAAAACACACUCCAGGGAGACAAAACCAGGGAAAAACUAACUCAAACAAAAGAACAUGUCGUGACACUUCAGUUUUUAAACAGAAGAGAAUUUUUCUCUGUUUUUGAACAGCACUAAUGUGACACAAAUUGGGAGAAAUAAAAAAAACAGCUUGUGUUUAGGGAGUGCUGCUCAGUAACUAUAUUUUUGACAAAGAGGAGAAGGAGUUCUCAAUCUGAGCAGCACCACUUUUUGGCACAGGUUUUGGGGAGACAAAACAGAGCUUUGCUUUGUUUUGGGAGGAGAUAGGCUUUUUCAUUCCCCUUUUUUCAGAAAAGAGAAAACUUGAGUUCUGGGUUAAAAGAGCACUGCUCUACUGCAAUCAUUACGAGAAGAGAGAGAAAACCUUGAUUAUGGCAAUUAGGAGCACCGCUGUGUGACAGGUUUGGGAAUAGAAAAAAUAACCUUGGUGUUGUUUGUGAAUGGCACUGCUCUGUGACGCAGGCUUUUUAGAUAAGAGAGAAAAUGUGUGUUAGUUUGAGGAGCACUGCUCUGUGACACAGAGUUUGAGAAAAGGGGAAAGAACUUUGCUUUGGUUUGGAACAGAGCUGCACUGUGACUGUGAGAAAUAGGCUUUCUACCAGCCAUGAGGAUAAGAAGUAUUUAUCUCUGUGAAAUAGAUAGCAAAGGACGAUGCUACAAGGCCCCUUACAAGUCCAGGAAGAUAACUGUAUAACUGUAUAAAAAGUCUGCAAGUUUUACAAUGAAAAGACCAAUUCUCAGGCUUGUCAUGCCUUGAACAAUAAAUGUAAUAGUUUAUUUGUAUAGAGCUCAUGGUGAAAUGUGCUAUAGGAUGUGGUGGUGCUGAUAAAUAGAGCAACACUUUAAGACCUAGACACAGAUUGACUCAGGAAUUUACAUAGUAUUUGGAGCUUAGUAUAAUUUUAGGAGUGUAUAAUUUGCCAAAAUAAAAUGAACACACUUCAAACAAAACACACCUUUUUAUAACAGCAAAGACAACAAAUUAAAGGAUCACUGAUAAUAUGAAAUGCAAACAGAGAAAAGAAAAAUCUGGUAUACACUGGCAUAACAAAAUAAAAACAACUGGAGGAAGUAUUUGAAUACAGUUAACGCUUUUGAGAAUAGAAAGAAACCAAUCAACGAAUGAAAACAUUGAACUUCUGUUUGCUUGAUCUCACAGAAUCCAAUAGUUAAGCUCUUCAUCACUUUCUUGACCUAACAAAGCCUGUAUCUGCACCUAAUUUGGACCUUCGGCUGAAUUCCGGUCGGAUUUCGCUGAUCGAUCGACGAUUAUCAAAUCGUCGUAUAUGCACAAAAUUGGUCGCACCCAUCUGCCGAAACCCGGGAUCGAACCAGGGACCUUUAGAUCUUCAGUCUAACGCUCUCCCAACUGAGCUAUUUCGGCUUCCGUAGUGUGUACAACUACUGCUGAUUCAAAGCACAAAUAACUGGAUUAGUUCUCACGCGACGGCUACAGAGAAGUGCAUCUCGACUAUAGACUGUCAAAUGUGUUGCUUAAAGUUUCAACCGUUAAUAUUUAUAAGCAAUAUUAUAAAUGAUAAAACUCAAGCAAGCGCAAAAUGUACUCCAUUAAGGGAUUUAUGCUAACUAUAACCACAAAUCAAAUGGAAGAAUAUGGCAGAAAACUUAGUUCAUUACAUUUACGGAUUCGCUUCAACGUGGCUUAGUUUUUUUCUUUGUUAUCAACUGGAACCCUCUCUAACAAUGAAAUGCUGCUUAAAACUUACAUUGACCCGUACGGGAAUCGAACUCGAUACCUUGGCGCCCUCACUCUCACCGACUGAACUAACCGGCCAUUGGUGGAAGUUAUCGUGACGUUAUCAACCAUGUAUGAAGCUGGCAGAAAUGAAAGUAAAACUGCUAAACUCACCAGGCGACGACUGCGGAAGCACGGUAAGUUUUAUAUUUUCAAGCUGGCAAUAUUUCAUCUUCUCAAACAUAGAAUCAGGGGUCACAAGAUAUUUAUUAUUGAGUUGUUUAUUUAAGUUUAUAAGUUUCUGACAGAGGGAUUUAUCAGAGUAGUUGCCCUCAUUAGUUUGGCCUCUAUGUGGAAAAAGCCCAUCGAUAUUUAAAGGAAUUGUAGGAAGGAAAUUGAAAAGGCUAAAAGGCUUUCAGGAAGUAAAGCAGACACAUUUAUUGAGAGAGAGCAAAGAAGAUAAACAGAAAGCUACAGGAUACACCAGAGAUUCACUGGGCAGUCAUGCCACGCAAAUAGUACAGUUCAUAUUAGGGUUGUGUCAUUCGCGAACGAUUUGUUCAAAAGAACCGAAUCUUUUAAGUGAACAGAAUCACUUCCUUGAGUGAUUCGUUCAUUUCUCUCUUCAGUUGAGCUGAAGUGAGAGACAGCCUUGCCAGGCCAGCAGCUGGCAAACGAGGGACCACAUGCACCGACGCCUAAAUCACUUGGUGAACAAAUCACGCAUUGAACUACACUCUCUUGAAUCCUUUUUGUCGGACAAAUCUACCUUUUUUUCACUGCUAAAUUGCCACCACAACAAUUUGCAUACAAUAGGACAGCAUGUAACAAGUAGUGCAUCAAACCUGCAGCAUCCUAUCAUUGCAGCAGUUUGCCUGGGAACGGUGCAUGUUCAGUGUGAAUCCUCUAACAUUCAGUGAACGAAUCACUCACUGACCCCAAUUUACCAGCAGACCUCGUAAGUAGCAUACCAUAGGACAGUACACUUAAAACAUCAUGACUUAUAUACAAGUAAAUUUUUACCAACCUGUUUGCCAAAUCAACACAGCCAAACACUCUGGUCUCCUGGUCCCAGAAACUAUGAAUUGAACUGAAUCCUGAACGGUUCAGCUGUGUAUCAGUUCAGGAGGUCGGAGUCGCAGGCUUCUCCCUCCAAGCACUAAAUGAUUCGGUAAUUUGGUGAACGAAUCUUUUAAACAAAUCUUUUUAGUGAACUGAUUCUAGUGAUUCAGUACAUCUAAAAGAACUGCUGUGCCCAUUACUAGUUCAUAUAAGGUAAACUCAUGUAGCUAUGUUAGGGCUAAGGGGAUUUAUCAUUUCUUUCUGUCAGGAGAACCCUUGUGCUGUUUUAUCCAAGUACAUUUACAGUUGGUGCUCCUAAAUGCAUUCAGUAAAGAUGCCAAAUUUCUGAUUUUAUACCCACAGCUAGGACUCUCACAGGAUGUCAGUAGAGUUCUCUGGCUGGGAGGUGGUGGACGAUGGUGCCUCUUUUUCUGGUGUGGAGCUUGAAGAGUCCCAGAGACCUCAAAACCGUGGCGUCUACGCUAUGUACCAUGGAACCAGCAUUGCCAGUGCAAGGCUCAUCAUUUCCGGUGGCUUUAAACAGUCAUCAGGUGGCAUGCUGGGAAGAGGCGUGUAUGUCAGUCGUGAUAUAAAGAAGGCUUCACAUUAUCCACUGAAUAGUGCGAUCACAGACCGUGUGGUCCUAAAGGUGCGUGUGCGUGUUGGCCGUGUCAAACGCAUCGACCAGGACAACCAUCCAAUGCAGUUCACUUGGCAUGCUAACGGUUAUGACACCGCCUGGGUGCCCCCCAACAUUGGUCUCAAAGCUGUGCGCAGUGGCCUAGAAGAAGAUUGUGUGUUUGACCCCAAACGAGUGGAGGUAGUUGGAAUUGCAAAGGCACCCAAUAAUACCAUCGAGAGGGAAAUGAAACAGCUUCUAUCAAAAAAACGCCAUGCAGGAAGAGGAGGUCAUGCUGCUGCAAAUCUGUGUUCGCUGUGCAGGAGGAAAACCCAGCAGGGUUCUCCACAUGUCAUACAGCAGUGCUGGGAGUGUGGUCAAAAAAUCUGCAUCCUCAUGUCCAAGCACUUCUGUCCUGCCAAAGGGGGGAAAAAAGGAGUUAAAAAGUCUGUAUAGACUUUAAACAUGAAGUGCUGAGAAAACACAACUGUUUAGGGCAGAAGUUGUAAACUCAACUUGCAAUUUUACUUUAAAAAUUGUUCAGUGUGUCUUUUCAAUACAGCCUGGACUACAAUUUAUUGAGAAUUAUCUAAAUGCUUUAGGGUGGGAAUUUAAUCUUUAUUACAGUUUUACUCUGCUUACUGUUGUGUUUUGCCUUAAGUAUUUACUCAUUGUCUUUUGUUGUCCUGUUUAACCUGUUGUGUGUGGUAACAUGUAGAAAAAGUUUUCAUAUCAAUUUUUGUUUCUUUUUCAAUUGGCUGACUGUUAUAGGCCAAUCAAUCAACAAGCAUGCAAUCUAAAUCAAAGGCUACAUGUUAAGCAAAGUUAAAGGCUUCAGUAUGCUGUACUCUAAAUCAUGAACUGUACUAAAGCAAAUAAAUUUCUUUGCUCUGUCAUCAGAACUGAUAUUGUUUUACCUGGGUAGUAUGUUGAGAUGCAUUCCUCUUUCAGAAAAAAACCCCCACAGUAUUUACCAGGGCAUUUUACCAAAGGGAGGACAGAGAGGAGCGAGACAUCUUUAAUAAAUUAUUCAUUCGGCAGACUCCGAAGUGGCAUGCAAACAAAAGAUGAGAGGAUGUGUGCACAAUCAAAGUUGUGUUGUACAAACAAGCAGUUUGUAGAGAGAUAUUUUGGCUCUCAAGAUCUGCUAGCGUAGUAAGUCCUGUCUCCUGUCAGGCUGAUACAAAAAUAGACUCUACCGCAUGAAGGCUGGG
Messenger RNA from Xyrichtys novacula (pearly razorfish), 4824 nucleotides. The record is from the annotation of a GenBank genome assembly. Lineage: Eukaryota; Metazoa; Chordata; Actinopteri; Labriformes; Labridae.